Molecule: messenger RNA, 2738 nt
Organism: Malania oleifera
Lineage: Eukaryota; Viridiplantae; Streptophyta; Magnoliopsida; Santalales; Ximeniaceae
Product: THO complex subunit 1
Exons: 21
Coding region: 647-2476 (609 amino acids)
Biological process (GO): mRNA export from nucleus; regulation of DNA-templated transcription elongation
Cellular component (GO): THO complex part of transcription export complex
Source: RefSeq, a predicted model, not a curated record
AGAUUAAUGCGUUCCUAGUGACGGUCAUUCCACUAACACCCUCUUCUGCCCACGGCGAGCAGCGCAGCUGCUAUCUCUUCCCCAUCCGCAGCCGAAGUCGCCUCUGCACUGCAUUCCUUCCAUCUCCAUCCAAGACCAGCCACUUCUGUCUGCAUCUCCUCCGCCUCUUGUCUCUCUAAAAUCCGGCGAUUCAACGUUACCUUCAAGCCAGACGGCGCGUACCUGAAAUUGAGCGAGGGAGACGACACUGAGUUGGGAUCGGCCAGUCCGACCGGGUUCACUCUUCUCUUCCAGACAGAGAGAGGAGCGGCCGCUGCAGGUUGUCGGCAGACAGAGAAGAAGGUGGUGAUCUAAGUUUCUCAAUUCUCUGCCGCUAUUCAAAACACGUGGGGUCGGCUGUGGAUCCUGUUUUUAUUGGUCGGUUCCGUUUCGUAUGUAGAGGAAACGGCCCCCGAUAUGAAUUUCUAGUCGUAAGCAGCGAUUUCGUAUCAGCUGUUGAUACAGGGAUACUCCGUCUUAUUACCUCUCUUUCUCCCUCUCUCUCUGAGACUGCUACACUAACACCAAGACCCUAAAUCUCGCGCUGUCAGCCUGUCAGUUUCCGGUUGGUUUGAAAGUUCCCGGGCUUUGAGCUUCAAUCUUCGCCAUGGACAUAUUCAGGAAGGCAUUAUUGCAACCUGGACCCCCUGGGAGUUUUGCUCUUCAGACAGUGCAAGAGGCUAUAAAGCCUCAGAAGCAAACAAAAUUAGUUCAAGAUGAGAACCAGCUGUUAGAAAAUAUUCUUCGAACGUUGCUUCAGGAAUUGGUGUCAUCUGCGGUUCAGUCAGGGGAACAAAUAAUGCAAUUUGGACAAUCAAUCGAUGAUGGAGAAACUACCCAGGGUCAAAUUCCUCGCCUUCUUGACAUUGUAUUGUAUCUCUGUGAGAAAGAACAUGUUGAGGGUGGUAUGAUAUUCCAGCUAUUGGAAGAUUUGACGGAAAUGUCUACAAUGAGAAACUGCAAAGACAUCUUUGGUUACAUUGAGAGCAAACAAGAUAUUCUAGGGAAGCAAGAGCUUUUCGCACGUGGAAAACUUGUGAUGUUGAGAACAUGCAAUCAACUCCUUCGGCGUUUGUCAAAGGCAAAUGAUGUUGUGUUUUGUGGACGAAUACUCAUGUUUCUGGCUCAUUUUUUUCCACUAUCUGAGCGUUCAGCUGUAAAUAUAAAAGGAGUUUUCAACACAUCGAAUGAAACAAAAUAUGAGAAAGAUGCCCCUGAUGGUGUCUCUAUUGAUUUCAACUUUUACAAGACCUUUUGGAGUUUACAGGAACAUUUCAGCAACCCUGCUUCCAUGACUCUUGCUCCUACCAAGUGGCAGAAAUUUACAUCCAGUUUAAUGGUUGUGCUGAAUACCUUCGAAGCACAGCCUUUGAGUGAUGAAGUGGGAAAUGCUAAUAAUCUGGAAGAGGAGGCGGCAACUUUCAGUAUAAAAUAUCUUACUAGCAGUAAGCUAAUGGGUUUAGAGUUAAAAGAUCCUAGUUUUCGCCGCCAUAUUCUUGUUCAAUGCCUCAUAUUAUUCAAUUAUCUAAAGGCCCCUGGAAAGAAUGACAAAGAUUCACCAUCUGAAGCCAUGAAAGAAGAAAUAAAAUCUUGUGAAGAGCGUGUGAAAAAGCUUCUUGAAAUGACUCCUCCCAAAGGGAAAGAAUUUCUUCACAGCAUUGAGCAUAUAUUAGAGCGUGAAAAAAACUGGGUGUGGUGGAAACGUGAUGGUUGCCCUCCAUUUGAAAAGCAGACAAUAGAGAAGAAAGCAGUUCAAGAUGGAAUACGAAAGCGUAGGCCCCGUUGGAGAUUAGGAAAUAAAGAACUCUCUUUGUUGUGGAAGUGGGCUGAUCAGAACCCGAAUGCUCUGACUGAUCCUCAACGAGUUCGCACUCCAGCUGUUACAGAAUAUUGGAAACCAUUGGCUGAAGAUAUGGAUGUAUCUGCUGGAAUAGAAAAUGAGUAUCACCACAAAAGCAACCGGGUUUACUGCUGGAAAGGUCUCAGAAUUUCAGCUCGACAGGAUUUGGAAGGAUUUUCUAGGUUUACUGAUUAUGGUAUAGAGGGGGUUGUGCCCCUGGAACUUUUGCCGCCUGAUGUUCGGUCCAAAUAUCAAGCUAAACCAAGUGAUAGGUCUAAACGUGCUAAAAAAGAUGAAGCAAAGAAUGCGAAUCAUCAGCCAGAAGAAAAUCAGAUUGCAACACCUGCUAGUGAGAUUGAUGGUGAAGGGAAUAGGGCUGACCUUGAAGUCUCGGCAGCACCAAUGGACACUGAUGCCGCAUUUGCGACGGGAAAUCUUUCCCAAGGUGGCACUCCAACACCAGAUGAUCAUCAGAAGCAAAGCUCUGACACAGAUGUUGGUCAGGAGGCUGGUCAGUCAGAAGCAGAUGCUGAAGUAGAGCCAGGGAUGAUUGAUGGGGAGACUGAUGCAGAGGUCGAUUUAGAAGCAGUGGGCUGACAGGGUAAUCGGUACUGCAAAAGGCAAAAUUGCAUAAGAAGCCGAAGUACUAGUGCAAGCUGUGGAACAUGGAACUGCCAUUGCACGCUGUUGAUCACUUGUUCAUUUGCAAGUGUUAUUUUUGUCCUGCAGAGUUUACUCUUGUUCCUUUCCCCUUCUGCAUGUUUCGAAUUCAACCCAUAUUUUAUCAUGCAUGAAAGAAUAUUUGUCAUGGCAUUUGAUUUCUCCAAAUUUUAUGCAGUAUCCAUUUUGUUUGGUUGCA